Messenger RNA from Oncorhynchus gorbuscha (pink salmon), 2888 nucleotides. It is a transcript of the gene alpi.1, whose product is annotated as alkaline phosphatase, intestinal, tandem duplicate 1. Gene Ontology annotation, molecular function: alkaline phosphatase activity. Gene Ontology annotation, biological process: dephosphorylation. The transcript has 11 exons. The coding region runs from base 49 to 1662 and encodes 537 amino acids. Gene Ontology annotation, cellular component: plasma membrane. The record is from RefSeq and is a predicted model, not a curated record. Lineage: Eukaryota; Metazoa; Chordata; Actinopteri; Salmoniformes; Salmonidae.
AGUGCUGUGUGGGUCGGUGGGACAGCUUUUCCAUCCUCCAGGCCAGUGAUGCAGGCAUCACCACAACGCUGGGCCUUCAGGCUGCUCCCUCUCCUCCUGGCCUCUCGCCUGCUUGCCGUUACCGGGAGUAUUGUCACAGCUGAAGAGGAGCUGGAGAAAGAGAGGGACCCAGCCUAUUGGAAUGCUCAGGCCAAAGAGACACUCCAAGCCGCGCUGAGACUCCGCCCCCGAGCGCACCGCGCCAAGAACAUCAUCCUCUUCCUGGGGGACGGAAUGGGUGUGUCCACUGUGUCUGCGGCUCGCAUCCUGAGGGGUCAGAUGGAAGGAAGGUCGGGAGAGGAGACAGUGCUCGCCAUGGAUGCCUUUCCGUACCUCGCGCUCUCUAAGACAUACAGUGUUGAUAAGCAGGUAGCAGACAGCGCUAGCACAGCUACAGCGUACCACUGCGGAGUGAAGGCUAACGCUAAGACAGUGGGCCUUAGCGCCAAUGCAGUGGCCUACGAGUGCAACACCACGUUUGGGAAUGAAGUGUACUCCGUGCUACAUCGUGCCAAAACACAAGGGAAGUCAGUGGGCAUCGUGACCACCACUCGUGUACAGCAUGCCUCUCCUGCUGCCGCCUAUGCCCACUCAGUGAGCCGCAGCUGGUACAGCGAUGCUGACAUUCCCUCUAGUGCCCGCCGACAGGGCUGUGUUGAUAUUGCCACACAGCUGGUGACCAACGUUGACAUUGAUGUUAUCCUGGGUGGGGGGCGGAUGUAUAUGACACCAAAGGGAACUCCAGACCCUGAGUACCCCACUUCCUCGUCCCGGAAAGGGGAUCGGAAAGAUAAGAGGAACCUCAUUGACGUCUGGAUGAAGGCCCAGCAGCACAAGAGUUCCCAGUAUGUUUGGCACAGGAAGCAGUUUGACGAGAUAAAUGUAAAGACUACUGACCGUCUCCUGGGUCUCUUUGAGCCAAAGGACAUGCGGUUUGAGGUUUUCCGGAAUGCCACACGUGACCCGUCCAUCGUCGAGAUGACAGAGAAAGCCAUUCAGAUCCUCAGCAAGAACCCCAAAGGCUACUUCCUCUUUGUGGAAGGAGGGAGAAUUGACCAUGGGCACCAUGAUGGCAUUGCCAAGCUGGCGCUGACUGAGGCUGUGAUGUUUGACCGGGCGGUGCAACGAGCCUCCCGGCUCACCAGAGAAUCAGACACCCUCACUGUCGUAACCGCAGACCACUCCCACGUCUUCACCUUCGGAGGAAACACCCCCCGCGGAAACCCCAUUUUUGGUUUGGCACACAAGAAGGCAGAUGAUAGGAUGCCAUUCACUAGCAUCCUGUAUGCCAACGGUCCUGGUUAUGUACAUGUGAAUGGAACGAGAGGAAACAUCACAUUGGUGGAUUACUACGAUGAAGAGUACAUGCAGCAGGCUGCAGUCCCUCUGGACUCUGAGACCCACGGCGGGGAGGACGUGGCCAUCUACGCCAAAGGCCCCAUGGCCCACCUCUUUCACGGGGUCAAAGAGCAGAACUAUAUCGCCCACGCCAUGGCCUACGCAGCCUGCAUUCCACCCUACACGGACUGCCCACCACAUCCACCCGCCUCAACCGGACACACACACACCCUCUCUGGGCUGCUUCUCUGUCUGGCUAGCCUCCUCUGGAUCCUGUUCAGAUGACGACACACAAUCCGACCAUCAUGGGUACAGUGUCCAUAUUAGGACAGUUACCGGUCCAUAAAAGUUGUGCCGGAGAUGGUGGAAACGGGAUAGUUCUAGGUUGUCUAUUUUGGAGAAGUGUCUAGAUUGCUACGUCAUAUUGCACUGCAGCAAUUUCUAACCAUCCUCAUAAGGUUCUAAAUGGAACAUGUAAGGUGCUAUAAAGAUCAUUUUCUGAAGGUUCUAUAAAGAACUGUUAAGAAAGAUUCUACAUAGCACCAAAACCGGGUUCCGCUAUGCUUAUACAACUCUGUUUGGGACUUUAUGGAGAAUGGUUCUAUAACUAACCUUUCACAGUCUGAAAGGUUCUUUAUAGAACCUUUAUGGAGAAUGGUUCUAUAACUAACCUUUCAAAAUCCGAAAGGUUCUUUGUAGAUCCUUUUGAAGAAACAUAAAGGGUAUUUUAAUCUGAUCAGCCAUAUUAUAUUGUUAAAAUUCCAUCUGUGUAAUUUUUGUGUUACUUGACAAGUAGAAUCAAGUGAGCUACCUCUGGAACAUCCGGGAGUAGUCAACCGUUCACAAUUGACACAAGGUCAUACGCGAGUCUUUCACAAGACACCGUCACCGGCCACAGUCAUAUAUAAUAUGUAACGGAAUAACACGACACUGGAAUUACACUCUUACUCACGGUUGCACAAAAACAGCUAUGACUAAAACCACGGUCCAAAAUAUUCACCAGCCACUAAAAGAGCUAUGACUAAAACCACGGUCCAAAAUAGUCACACAAGCCACUAAAAGAGCAAAGAAUCCUGUAAAGAACCAUUGAAGAGCUCAAAGGGUUAUUGGAGUCAUUACGGUUCCACUUAUAACCAUCCCAAAGAACCCCUUGAGGAACCCUCAUGUUUUAGUGUGUACAAUAUUAAUGUGGUUUGUAGUGAAACUGGAAAACAGGAAACCUGGAAUGUCACCAAGAUGUAUUUCCUAGUAGAGGUAGGCCUUACGAUAAACUCCAAAGAGAUGGGGUCUGUAUAUUUUAUUUGCAAUCACUAUAGCUGGACUAAGACAAUAAGAUGACUGGUAACUAAAGAAGAUGUAGUGGCUCAAGUAGUAUGGUCACAUAUCUAAAUUGUUACUAUGGCAAUUUAAAAUGGAUCUGACCAUAGCUCAAAUAAUCCUAAAUACUAAAUCUAGAGAUGUUUUUAUGUUAAAUGCACAUGUUUAGUAUUAAAAACAUGUCUUUGCUUCGA